Paramecium pentaurelia is the source of this 932-nucleotide messenger RNA. Lineage: Eukaryota; Ciliophora; Oligohymenophorea; Peniculida; Parameciidae. The record is from the annotation of a GenBank genome assembly.
AUGAAGAUGCUAUUUGCUAAAUUAUAAUAUAANUAAUAAGAUGUAAGUGAUUUGAGAAGAUAAAUUUCUGAAUUGUAGAUGUAAAAUGCAAAUUUGAAUUCUUAAUUAAAACAAAAAGAUUAAGAACUAUUACUCAUAAAAACUAGUUCAAGUUCUAGUGAAUCAAGAUAUAAAUAAUUAGAAACAGAACUUUAAAAUUGGAAGAAUCAAUGCAGAAGUAAAGAUUAAGAAUUAGCUAUGUUAAGAGAUUAAAUUUAGGAUUUAUAAGAUGCAAAUAGUAAAUUAUCAAUGGAAUUAAGUUCUCUUAAAUUAAUUAUAUAAUAAAAGGAUAAUGAAUUAGAAAAAUAUAGAAUUACUUCACUAGAAUUAAGAUCAGCAGCUAGUGAAAGUAGAGAUGCUUAAUCAAGAAUUAGAGAAUUAGAAAUGGAAGUAAAUAAUUUGAAGAGUUUAUUAUAUUAAAGAACUACUGAAUGUGAAGAUCUAAGAAAUUAAUUAGCUCUUAAUGAUAAAGAAUAUAGUUCAAAACUUAAUUAAUAUAGAUUUUAAAUAAGUGAUUUAGAGUAAGAAAUUUUAAGAUUGAAAACUGAAAUUGAAAAAUUAAGAUAAAUGUUAGCUAAUAAAGAUCAUGAAAUUGAUGAUUUACAUUUAAGAAUUUAAUAUUUGGAAGAAUAAGGAACUACUGUUGUCUAAGAAAAGGUUACUUUCUUAAGUUCUGAAAUUGAAGUUUGGAAAUAGAAAUUCAUUAAGAUUAAUCAUGAUUAUAAUGAAUGUUAAGAAUAAUUGAUGAUGGCAUAAGCAGAAUUAGAAGCUCUUUAGAAAUAAUCAAAGAAAGUAUAUUUAUAAUAUUAAUUAUAAUUAGGAAGUAGUUGUUGAAAAGAGAACUGUAACAAGAUCAACUGUUGGAAGCAGUAGUAUUCAAAAAUAAUAUUGAU